UUAAAAAGAAGAAAUAUUUUUAUCAUUAUUUCAUAAAAAAAGCAAUAUUUUACUUUGGAUGGUUGUGCAUUCUCUCUGAUGCAAUAUCUUAUUUUCACUUUGGAUAAAAACAAAAAAAAUGGGAAGCGGCAAAACAAAAGCAAAAGCCAGGAUAGAUCAUACAUGUCUAGCGUCAUCCCUGACUCACUAAACUAGGUGUCGUGUCUGAGCCAUGCACUGGUGCCACACUACCACUUUCCCUCCUUCUCUGGUUCAGCCACUUAUAACUUAUUCUCAUCGGUUAAUCGCCUACCUACAAAUAAUUUGGUGCUUUCAUGUUGCACUCCUUGUUGAUCUUAUCAUGGAUCUCAUCCACAAGUUCCUGAAUUUAGUUGCCCCUCCGUUUACCUUCUUUUCCUUAUGUUUUGUCUUGCCUCCUUUGCUUCUUUACAGGUCUUUCCUCUGGGUUUUUAACUCUAUUUUCAGCGAGGAUGUUGUGGGCAAGGUCAUUCUGAUAACUGGUGCAGCUUCUGGCAUAGGCGAGCAUUUGGCUUACCAGUAUGCUAAGAAAGGAGCCCGCUUAGCACUUGUAGCCCGCAGAGAGCAACUUCUCGAAGAAGUUGCAAAUAGAGCAGGAGAGUUGGGCUCUCCCCAUGUUCUCAUGAUUAUCGCCGACGUUCAGAAGGUCGAUGAUUGUAGCCGACUUGUCGAAGAAACUAUUGGUCAUUUUGGGAGGUUGGAUCACCUUGUCAAUUGUGCUGGUAUCAUGUCCAUGUCCAUGCUAGAAGAAAUAAAUGAUAUCUCCAGUUUUAGGACCGUUAUGGAUACCAACUUCUGGGGUUCAGCCUAUACGACUCGAUUUGCGAUUCCCUACCUACGAGACUCUGGAGGCAAAAUUAUAGUUCUUUCCUCCUCUGCUUCAUGGUUGCCAGCGCCAAGAUUGAGCAUCUACAAUGCAAGCAAAGCGGCACUGUUAAUAUUUUUCGAGACAUUGAGGGUUGAAUUGGGCUCAGACGUCCAUGUACUAAUUGUGACACCUGGAUUCAUAGAGUCUGAAAUGAUUCAAGGCAAAGUCCUGACUUCUGAAGGCAGAAUGGACGUGGAUCAAGACAUGAGAGAUAUUCUAGUGAGUGCCACCCCAAUUAGAACAGUAAGUGGAUGUGCCAAAGCUAUAGUAAACAGUGCUUGCCGAGGAGACAAAUAUCUAACAGAUCCAGCUUGGUUCAGGAUGACCUGGUUAUGGAAGGUUUUUUGCCCUGAUGUGCUUGAAUGGUGCUAUCGACUUCUUCAGCUGACUAGGCCAGGGGAACCGGCAGCGGGAGCGCCUAGCAAGAAAGUUCUUGAUAUGACGGGUGGUAAGAAAGUUCUCUACCCUGAAACCGUCCAAACACCAGAACUCAAGAAAGAAUGAGAUCAAAGGCAACCCUAUGCAUGUGUACUGAAGCUCCAGGUUCUAGCUCAAACAUGUGUUUUGUAUAUUAUAGUACAUAAUGUUGUGUGUGACGUGGCUACCGAGAAUAUCAUUUUGAGGAUGUAAAGAACCCAAGUAGCUGUGAAAUUCGUAGAUGGGUUUUGUGAAUUAAGAAUAUAGUUUUGAGAGUUGGAAGCACAAGGGAGAUGACCCUGGACAAUUUACAUUUCGUGAUUCCAAUAAAGAAAAAUUGCCUAUCACAAAACUGAGAAUAGAACUCGGGCUUGACCCAUCACCAAAACACAAGACGAAGCCCAAAUUCCUCUUCAAUCCAUCAAAAUGUCCAAGAGGCAAUGGGCUCAUUCAGAAUAAAAAUAGUAAAGAUGGACUUCACAAAUCUGAUUCUGAUAAUAACAAAUUGAAUAGAGCAUUAUCAACGCUCGUCGCCCAUAAAUUCUGCCUUUCAGUGACAUAGAAAGGUCAUCAACAUUUGACGGAGAAUAUGAUGUUUUAACAAAAACAGGGAAAUGAGAGAAUCGAGUAUGAGGAGCACAGGAAAAUCCAUACCAAGAAAUUGCUUAAGAGAUGUACCUGUCGAUGACACUAAAGAAGAUGAUG
Manihot esculenta (cassava) is the source of this 2008-nucleotide messenger RNA. Its product is annotated as 11-beta-hydroxysteroid dehydrogenase A. The transcript has 6 exons. NCBI's taxonomy places the organism in Eukaryota, Viridiplantae, Streptophyta, Magnoliopsida, Malpighiales, Euphorbiaceae. The record is from RefSeq and is a predicted model, not a curated record. Gene Ontology annotation, molecular function: oxidoreductase activity. The coding region runs from base 212 to 1390 and encodes 392 amino acids.